AUGUCAGAAACAGAGAAUAUGUCCGAAUUGGCUGCACGCUUAGAUAGACUGGCCGUAGUUUCUCCGCGUCCAUCGUCCAAUGACGGCUCUCUCAGUCCCUCCAUUUCUACCUCCCAUGGCCAGUUGAGCAGCGAUAUCCAGGCGCGUAUAAUGGCAUUUCAGCAAAAGAGACAACAAAUUCACACAACUAAAGACUCUUCUUCGCAGCAGCUGAAGGCUUUGCCUCCUUUGCCUCCUUUGCCGCAAGUCCCUCCCAUCCAACUGCCAAGUGCUGCGUCACUACGCCCUGCUUCUGCUGAUAGUGUUACUGGAUCAGGCUUACUAGCCUCUCCUCCAAUUGAGCUCCCCGAUCAGCAUGUACUGGCCCCUGCGAAAAUCCCACCACACACUGCAACGGUCAAAGCUGAAUCCCAACCUCUUAAGCCUUCCUUGUCACAACGUAGAGGAAUGAAACUUAAUAUGAAAGAAAUGUCGAGUCCAUUGGCUGAACAACAUAUGAAUUCUACCGGUGAAUUGGCUAGAAGACUAUCGGAGCGCAAGAACAGGCCGGAUUUCAAGUUGAACUUGAGUGAAACCCCAACCCUGAGCUCCAGCUCAAUCGAUGCUACUCCUACUGAUGUGAGCAGCGAGACAAGUUCUCCUUCUAAUGUCAAAUUGCAGGGUUUGUUUGCAAACUAUUCGAAGUAUGUGGACAUAAAAUCCGGAUCAUUAAAUUUCGCAGGCAAAGCCUCUCUCAAUUCUGAGGGUGUGAACUUCCUGUCCGGUCUGUCAUUCAAGAUUUCCCUCGAUGAUUUGCAAUUUAUUGAGGAACUUGGACGCGGAAAUUACGGUACCGUUUCUAAAGUUUUGCAUAAGCCAACUGGUGUUUUAAUGGCAAUGAAAGAAGUCAGGUUGGAGCUUGAAGAUAACAAGUUCGCACAAAUUCUCAUGGAGCUAGACGUUCUCCACAAAUGUGACUCGCCAUACAUUGUCUAUUUCUAUGGUGCCUUCUUCGUAGAGGGUGCUGUUUACAUGUGUAUGGAGUACAUGGACGGAGGUUCUCUUGAUAAAAUCUACGGCGAUGGUGUCCAUGACGAAGCUUGUCUUGCUUACAUCACUGAGUGUGUGAUCCGUGGUCUCAAAGAAUUAAAAGACACGCAUAACAUCAUUCAUCGUGACGUCAAACCAACCAACAUUCUUGUUAAUACCAAGGGAAAAGUGAAGUUGUGUGACUUUGGUGUCAGUGGUAAUCUUGUUGCGUCAUUGGCAAAGACCAACAUUGGUUGUCAACUGUACAUGGCACCAGAGAGAAUACGAACUGCUAACCCCGAUGAUGCUACGUACUCAGUUCAGUCUGAUGUGUGGUCUCUUGGUUUGACAAUACUUGAGGUGGCCGCUGGCAGAUAUCCAUAUCCUCCAGAAACAUUUGAUAACAUCUUUCUGCAAUUGAGUGCUAUUGUUGAUGGAGAGCCUCCAAAGCUAGAUGAACAAAUCUUCUCCAAAGAGGCUCGUAUGUUUGUCAAGUCCUGCUUGAAUAAGAACCCAGAUCUCAGACCAUCGUACGAGGUACUUUUGCAACUGCCAUGGCUUCAGAAAUAUCGCGGUGUCGAUCCAAUGAUGGGAAGCGUAGUGCAAAAGAUCCUCACAGAGAAGAAGAAUAGCAAUCCUAAGGUUGCCACAGCCCCUGCUGCCAACUCUGCUGCCGCACUUAUAGGCAGAGAAAGCGUGCAUUCUCUUCUUAAAAACAAGGUCAAUGCACCAGCCCUUCAUCGUGGCGGGCCCCCAGGUCAAAGAUUCGGUCGUAAUAGAUAA
Messenger RNA from Australozyma saopauloensis, 1791 nucleotides. It is a transcript of the gene PBS2, whose product is annotated as mitogen-activated protein kinase kinase. The transcript has a single exon. Lineage: Eukaryota; Fungi; Ascomycota; Pichiomycetes; Serinales; Metschnikowiaceae. Gene Ontology annotation, molecular function: MAP kinase kinase activity; ATP binding. The coding region runs from base 1 to 1791 and encodes 596 amino acids. Gene Ontology annotation, biological process: MAPK cascade; protein phosphorylation; cellular hyperosmotic response. The record is from RefSeq and is a predicted model, not a curated record.